UUCCUUUGGAAUUCCUGCUUUGCAGACAGAGCAAUGGCAGCCCGCAUACUUGUAAUUGGCGGUGGCGGAAGGGAACAUACACUGGCCUGGAAACUCGCACAGUCUAAUCGUGUCAAACAUGUGUUGGUUGCCCCGGGCAAUGCAGGCACUGCCUGCUUGGAAAAGAUUUCAAAUACUGCCAUCUCGAUAAGUGAUCACACUGCCCUUGCUCAGUUCUGCAAAGAUGAGAACAUUGAAUUCGUAGUUGUUGGACCAGAGGCACCUCUGGCUGCUGGAAUUGUUGGGAACCUGACCUCUGCAGGAGUGCGAUGCUUUGGUCCCACAGCAGAAGCAGCUCAGUUAGAGUCCAGCAAGAGAUUUGCCAAAGAGUUUAUGGACCGACACGGAAUCCCGACAGCACGGUGGAGAGCUUUCACCAGACCUGAGGAGGCCUGCAGCUUUAUUAUGAGUGCAGACUUCCCUGCUUUGGUUGUGAAGGCCAGUGGUCUUGCAGCUGGGAAAGGGGUGAUUGUUGCAAAGAGCACAGAAGAAGCCUGCAGGGCCGUACAGGAGAUCAUGCAGGAGAAAGCUUAUGGAGCAGCUGGAGAAACAAUUGUCAUUGAAGAACUUCUUGAAGGAGAAGAGGUUUCUUGUCUGUGCUUCACUGAUGGCAGGACCGUGGCCCCCAUGCCCCCAGCACAAGACCAUAAACGAUUGCUGGAGGGCGAUCACGGCCCCAACACAGGGGGAAUGGGAGCCUAUUGUCCUGCACCUCAGGUUUCCAAGGAUUUGCUGCUGAAAAUAAAAAAUACAGUCCUUCAGAGGACAGUGGAUGGCAUGCAGCAGGAGGGUAUGCCAUACACAGGUUCUGCUGGUAUCUCAGUGAAUAAAAUGUCUAGAGAGAACUAAAGUUUCUCUCAGUUGCCAUGUUGAUUUAUGUUUUCCCAGGUGAUCCUCCCGCUGCUUAAAAGUGAUCUUUAUGAAGUGAUUCAGUCUACCUUUGAUGGCCUGCUCCACACAUCUCUGCCUGUCUGGCUGGAAAACCGCACCGCCCUAACUGUCGUGAUGGCAAGUAAGGGCUACCCAGGAGAUUACACCAAGGGUGUGGAGAUAACAGGCUUUCCUGAGGCUCAAGCUUUAGGACUGGAGGUGUUCCACGCAGGCACUGCCCUGAAAGAUGGCAAAGUGGUGACUAGUGGGGGUAGAGUCCUUUCGGUAACAGCCAUCCAGGAAAAUCUCAUUUCAGCCCUUGAAGAAGCCAAGAAAGGACUAGCUGCUAUAAAAUUUGAGGGAGCCAUUUACAGGAAGGACAUUGGCUCUCGUGCCAUAGCUUACCUCCAACAGCCCAGGGGCCUGACUUACAAGGAAUCUGGGGUAGACAUUGCAGCUGGAAAUACGCUGGUCAAGAAAAUUAAACCUUUAGCAAAAGCUACCUCCAGACCAGGCUGUGAUGUUGAUCUUGGAGGUUUUGCUGGUCUUUUUGAUUUGAAAGCAGCUGGUUUCAAAGAUCCUCUUCUGGCCUGUGGAACAGAUGGUGUGGGGACUAAAGUGAAGAUUGCCCAGCAGUGUAAUAGACAUGAUACCAUUGGCCAAGAUUUGGUUGCAAUGUGUGUAAAUGAUAUUCUGGCCCAAGGGGCAGAGCCCCUCUUCUUCCUUGAUUACUUUUCCUGUGGAAAACUUGACCUCGAUACAACUGAAGCUGUUGUUGCUGGAAUUGCCAGAGCCUGUGGGAAAGCUGGAUGUGCUCUCCUUGGAGGUGAAACUGCAGAAAUGCCUGACAUGUAUCCUCCUGGAGAGUAUGACCUGGCCGGUUUUGCCGUCGGUGCCAUGGAGCGGGAUCAGAAACUCCCCCACCUGGAAAAAAUCACCGAAGGGGAUGUUGUUAUUGGAAUAGCUUCAUCUGGUCUUCACAGCAAUGGAUUUAGCCUUGUGAGGAAAAUUGUAGCAAAAUCUUCCCUCCAGUACUCCUCUCCAGCACCUGAUGGCUGUGGUGACCAGACCUUAGGGGACUUACUUCUGACUCCAACGAGAAUCUACAGCCAUUCGCUAUUACCUGUCCUGCGUUCAGGACAUGUCAAGGCCUUUGCCCAUAUUACUGGUGGAGGAUUGCUAGAAAACAUCCCCAGAGUCCUUCCUGAGAAAUCUGGAGUGGAUUUAGAUGCCCAGACCUGGAGGAUCCCCAGGAUCUUCUCGUGGUUACAGCAAGAAGGACACCUCUCUGAGGAAGAGAUGGCCAGAACAUUUAACUGUGGGGUUGGGGCCGUCCUCGUGGUGUCAAAGGAUAGGACAGAGCAGAUUCUGAGGGAUAUCAAGCAGCACAGCGAAGAAGCCUGGGUGAUUGGCAAGGUGGUUGCGUGUCCUGAAGGUUCUCCUCGUGUGAAAGUCAAGCAUCUGAUUGAAACCAUGCAAGCAAAUGGAUCAGUAUUGGAGAAUGGCACUCUGAAAAAUCAUUUCUCUGUCCAACCAAAAAAGACAAGAGUGGCUGUCUUAAUAUCUGGAACAGGAUCAAACCUCCAAGCCCUCAUAGACAAUACUAGGGAGCCAAGUAGCUGUGCACACAUCGUUGUUGUUAUCUCCAACAAAGCUGCAGUGGCUGGCUUAGAUAAAGCAGAAAGAGCCGGAAUUCCCACCAGAGUAAUCAAUCAUAAAUUAUAUAAAAGUCGUGUAGAAUUUGACACUGCAAUUGACCAAGUCCUUGAAGAGUUCUCCACAGACAUAGUCUGUCUUGCAGGAUUCAUGAGAAUUUUAUCUGGCCCCUUUGUCAGAAAAUGGAAUGGGAAAAUGCUCAACAUCCAUCCAUCCUUGCUCCCGUCUUUUAAGGGUUCAAAUGCACAUGAGCAAGUCCUAGAAGCCGGGGUCACAGUCACUGGGUGUACUGUGCACUUUGUAGCUGAAGAUGUAGAUGCUGGACAGAUUAUCUUACAAGAAGCUGUUCCAGUGAAGAGGGGCGACACCGUUACAACUCUGUCUGAAAGAGUGAAAUUAGCAGAGCACAGACUAUUUCCCGCAGCCCUCCAGCUGGUAGCCAGUGGAACUGUACAGCUUGGAGAAAAUGGCAAGAUUCGUUGGGUCACAGAGUAG
Molecule: messenger RNA, 3060 nt
Organism: Puma concolor (puma)
Lineage: Eukaryota; Metazoa; Chordata; Mammalia; Carnivora; Felidae
Source: RefSeq, a predicted model, not a curated record